Molecule: messenger RNA, 789 nt
Organism: Solanum tuberosum (potato)
Lineage: Eukaryota; Viridiplantae; Streptophyta; Magnoliopsida; Solanales; Solanaceae
Product: NAC transcription factor 25-like
Exons: 3
Coding region: 1-789 (262 amino acids)
Biological process (GO): regulation of DNA-templated transcription
Molecular function (GO): DNA binding
Source: RefSeq, a predicted model, not a curated record
AUGGAAAACCAUAACACAUCUCCUACAAACAAUGUGUCCAAAGAUAAUUUAAUUAGUGCUAAUCAUAUAAAUGAGCUCCCAAUUAGUGCUGUGUUUAGUAAUAAGAACAGUAAUGGUGAUCAAAUUAUGUCUACUGAAGAUGUUGAAGCUUUGAUGAAAAAAUUUCCUCCAGGUUUUCGAUUUUAUCCUACGGAUUAUGAGCUAAUUAAGUAUUAUUUGGAGAGGAAGCUUGCUAAUUUGCCUUUGCAACCUAACAAGAUUUAUGAGAUGAAUAUUUAUAAGUAUGAUCCUGACACGAUUGCUGCAUAUCUUAAGCCAACGACAGCAGAGAACGUAUGGUAUGUAUUUACUCCAAGAGAUCGGAAGUAUCCAAAUGGUGAAAGACCAGAUAGAUGUACUGGGAAUGGGUAUUGGAAAGCUACUGGAGCAGAUAUAAGUAUAAAUGAUAAAAAUAGUAAAAUUGGAUCGAGAAGAGCUUUAGUUUACCACAUUGGAAAGCCUCCAAAAGGAAAAAAAACUGAUUGGAUUAUGCAUGAAUAUAUGAUUCCUAAAAUUCCAAUUCCAAAUAGUUCUACACCCAGAAAUCCCAAGUUGGAUGAAUGGGUUUUGUGUAGGUUCUACAAUAAAAAUGAUGUAAUUACCACUAGGUCCACCAGAAGAAAGAGAAAGAGGGGAGAUGAUGAUCCAUUUAUUGAUGAAGUUCAUGAGGACUCUACUGGAAACGACCUCACCACAAACUUCAAUAACAACGACAAUCAUGCAAUUAUGUUUCCCGAGGGUACAUAUUAA